CAUGUAUAUUUGCCCCGGGAGCGCUGGAGCCGGCAGCAGAAGUUGGCAAAGACGUGAAGAGGUGUUUGUGAUUGUCAGUGACAGGUCCGCCCCGCUCGCAGGCAGCCGGCUAUCGGCGCUCAGAUAAGAAGUGUUCUGGCUGGAAUGAGUAUUUCUGAGGCGGAAUACUGCCGUGUAGAGGAUUCGCAGCCGCCCCGGGGCGCGGGCUUGGACACGGCCGCUUCCCCAUGGGCUCGGGGCGAGAGCGCUGCUGCCUCCCAACCCACAACCACCCCUGCCACAGUUGUCGCCGCGAGUAAAGCGGAGGGGAACGGCGACAGCGAAUCCCGGAUCCGCCGCCCUAUGAACGCCUUCAUGGUCUGGGCAAAGGACGAACGCAAACGGCUCGCCCAACAAAACCCAGACCUGCACAACGCGGUCCUCAGCAAAAUGCUCGGGCAGUCCUGGAAAUCUCUCCCCUUUGACGAGAAGCGCCCGUUUGUGGAGGAGGCGGAGAGACUGCGAGUGCAACACUUGCAAGACCACCCCAACUACAAAUACCGGCCGCGCAGGAAGAAGGCCAGCAAGAAGGUCAAGCGGAUGGAGGGCAGCCUGCUGGCACACGGCCUGACCCGACCCCACGGCCCCGCUCUCAGGACUAGAGCGGGAGCCGGCGGCGACCGGUACAGCCGGGGCCAGUCCGAGCCGAGGGCCGGCGGGCAGCACCACCAACUCGCCUCGCUCGCCCACUACCGCGACUUGCAUGGACUGGGCUCGGAGUUUGACAACUACGGCUUGCCCACGCCCGAGAUGUCUCCCUUGGACGCGCUGGACCCCGUCUUCUUCCCCACUCACGCCCAGGAAGACGGCAACGUGUCCUACGCUGCCUACCACCACCACCACCACCUAGACUACACCACCAGAGAGAAGGCAGACGCCUUGAGCUACCCAGACCAGAUGUCUGCCAACGUGGCCGAGCUGGUGAGGAACCCGCAGCAUCUGUACUACAGCCAGAUGUGCCACGGAGGUCAGGGACUCCUGGGACACCUGUCGCCUCCUCCUGAAGCCCCCCAGCACCUUGACAACAACGUGGAACACUUUGGUCCAACCGAGCUGUGGACUGAUGUUGACCGCAGCGAGUUUGACCAGUAUUUGAACCUGGCAAGGACUCGUGCAGCUGAUAACUCCGGGCAAACCUUUCACGUCGCCCUGUCCAAACUGAAUCCAAGAGGUUGCGAGGAGAGCAGUUUCAUCUCUGUACUGAGCGACGCCAGCAAUGCUGUCUACUACAGCGCCUGUCUCAGCGGCUAGAUCGCCGAACUCAAUCAACGCUGUUCAACUAACUCCCCCUGCAAACAAAAAGAUACACAACAAGUGCUGGAGGAACUCAGCGGGUCAGGCAGCAUCUGUGAUGGGGAAGGGACAGGCGACGUUUCUGGUCGGCGCCCUACUUCAGACUGAAUCUCAUCUGCCCAUUCCCCCCACAAACGCUGCCUACUGCCUAAACUAAUCUGUCCCUGGGACAUUAUGGACAGGCGAAGUAGUUUCGAAAAAGGGACCCUCGUUCAGAUUAAUCAGUCUGAAGAACAGCCCCGACCACAAACGCCUGGCCAUUCUCUCCUCGACCAGACUCUGCCUGACCCGCUGAGUUCCUCCAGCACUUCGUGUCUUUCCCAAGAUUCCAGCACCUGCAGUUUUCAUUUUUGUGUCACCAGUGUUAAGUCCCAGUGCGGGGUUAUUUGCAAUAUACUAUUUUUCUUUUCUUUUUUUAAUUGUAAUUAAACUGUUACUGUAGGUAUAUAUUUACUUCUGUCUCCGCCGAGACAAACAGGCUGUGUCCCACUUGGGGUAAAGGGCGUAAUGAAGUCAACCAGAAAAAAACAAUGAUAAUCGAACAAUGUCGGUGUCCAAAGCAAAUUAAUAAUAAAAAGGGAAUUGUAAUAGUCAGAGGUUAUUCCGACUGGAAUAUUUUGUAUAAACCUUCAUGGAGCAGCACAUACAGGUAGAUAUUUCAUCGAUUCAAGUCCAAAUGUAUUUGUGGAAGGUGGACAAAAAUGCUGGAGAAACUCAGCGGGUGAGGCAGCAAUGUACUUCUCGAGAUCGCUCUUUCCACCUUAUGUGGAUGGAUGCCGCCUGAUAUUUUGGCGCUUUUGAGCCUGAUUAUGCAUCUAACUGGCAGUGUACAGUGCUAACCUGAUCUCACAUACUGUUGUAGUGGUGCUUCUUUUGCUGUAAUUGCAUUUUCUAAAUCUGUUAAUAAAUUCUGUUAUUUAAUAAAUAAAAAACAGAACAACUUGAAAAUUG
Messenger RNA from Amblyraja radiata (thorny skate), 2283 nucleotides. It is a transcript of the gene sox18, whose product is annotated as SRY-box transcription factor 18. The transcript has 2 exons. The record is from RefSeq and is a predicted model, not a curated record. Gene Ontology annotation, cellular component: nucleus. Gene Ontology annotation, biological process: vasculogenesis; positive regulation of transcription by RNA polymerase II; angiogenesis. The coding region runs from base 145 to 1290 and encodes 381 amino acids. Gene Ontology annotation, molecular function: RNA polymerase II cis-regulatory region sequence-specific DNA binding; DNA-binding transcription activator activity, RNA polymerase II-specific. Lineage: Eukaryota; Metazoa; Chordata; Chondrichthyes; Rajiformes; Rajidae.